Messenger RNA from Cordyceps fumosorosea ARSEF 2679, 1842 nucleotides. Its product is annotated as R3H domain protein. The coding region runs from base 1 to 1842 and encodes 613 amino acids. The record is from RefSeq and is a predicted model, not a curated record. Lineage: Eukaryota; Fungi; Ascomycota; Sordariomycetes; Hypocreales; Cordycipitaceae. The transcript is spliced from 4 exons. Gene Ontology annotation, molecular function: mRNA binding. Gene Ontology annotation, cellular component: cytoplasm; nucleus.
AUGGCCCAGCAACCUCACGACAUGGGUUACCUCGAUUACAACCAGGGUUCCAACCGCUCCCCAAGUGCCUCCCGCCAACAAUAUGGCGGCGGAGCCCCCGGCUUCAAUGCUGGCUUGUCGCUUCCCAGACAGAGCCAGCGCCCCUUUGACGCACAUCUGGGCUCUUCUUCUCUUUACUCGUCCGACCGCGCCAACGCCGGGUACAACGCCAGGGGCAUGGAUACCAUCUCUGGCGCCGCUGUUCCUAGUUACAUGCUAGAUGCCAACCAGGCCUGGCACUACAGCGCUUCUGGUGCGGCUACGGUAAAUGGUGCCGUCAACGGCCCCAACAGGAGUCGUAGCGUCAACCGUAGAGCAGCUCUGCCGCAGAACUGGACCGACCACCCCCCUAUGCCUCCCAUGCCUUCCAACCUGCAGGCUUAUGGCGGUGGCCUCAACGGCUCUCAGCUUUCCAAUGGCAAUCUUCGUGUUGACCACCCAGGCACCCACCCCUCCCCUUCCGACAUGCGAUCCACCAGCUCGGACCCUGAUCAGCUCAUUCCUACUGCUAUCGUCAUCAAAAACAUUCCUUUUGCUGUCCGUAAGGAAACACUUGCUUCCCUUAUGCUCGACAUGCAUCUUCCCCAGCCCUACGCCUUCAACUACCACUUUGAUAAUGGUGUCUUUCGUGGCCUUGCCUUUGCCAACUUCCAGUCCGCCGAGGACACUAGAAUCGUCAUCGAAGCCAUGAAUGGCAUGGAUGUCCAUGGCCGCAAGCUCCGUGUCGAAUACAAAAAGAUGCUGCCUGAGGCCGAGCGCGAGCGUAUUGAGCGCGAGAAGCGCGAGAGACGUGGCCAGCUCGAAGAGCAACACCGUGGCCCCAUGCUUCACCAGCAGAGCUCCAUCCAGUCCCUUGGUGCCUUGUCCCAGUCUCAGCCGCGAGGCAACCCCGCUGCCCAUCUCGGCGACGUCGACUUGAACGACCCCCAGACGCUCGAUUUCUACACUGAGCUUGCCAUGUUCCGUCGCGACGACUCUCGUGAAAUUCUCGUAUUCCCCCCUGGCAUCGCCCCUGAGCAUCGUCGUUCGAUCCAUAUUCUGGCCCAUCACAUGGGCCUCGAGCACCAGUCCAUUGGUGAGGCCGAAUCUCGCCAGCUGACCGUGCUGAAGCGCCAACAGCCUUCUCCGACCGCCAACAUCCACGCGGCCCCUGCUAAUAGCCUUGAUGUUCAUAAGCGUGGCUUGAGCAGGGCGGCCACGUUUGAUUUUGCCGCAGAUCGAGACUCUCGUGCUGUCAGCAACAAUUACUCUCACAUCACUGGCCGCCAGGGACCGACACUUGAGCUUCCUGGUAGCCCUGAUGGUGCCGGCAUCCCCAAUAACCUCCGUGCUGCCAAGAGCUUUGCCGAUCUGCGCUCCUUCACUCCCAGCCCGUCCCAGGCUUCGUCAAGCUACCUCAAUCCUAACCCCGGCAUGGGUAGCAUCGGCCCCAGCUCAACCGCCCGCUUCGGCGACUAUGUUAGCGCUCAGCAAGCCCAUCCUGGAAACCCAUCCACCCCCGGCGCCAAGAAUGACCAUGGCCUGGCCAGUGGCUUGGGUGCACUCAACCUGGGCUCGUACGAAUCGAACGCCAUUUCCGGCCAGAACCGCAACGCGCCUGGUGCUAUUGGCAGCCAGCGACCCAGCGGUGUGAGCAACGGACCCAAGGGCGCCCCCGAUCGUCAGCCCCGUGGUCCUGAGUGGGAGGCUUCUGCCGGAUUUGCCGGCCGUGGUCGAUCCAACGGACACGCCCAACGAAGUAGUGACUCGUCCGACAAUGGAGCACGCGUUGGCGCCGGGCCGACAAGUGCGGCCCGGUUCUAA